UUAUGAAAUCACGACAAACCAUCGUCCAAACAAGAGCUUGAGGAGUAGUAUCUUUGGAUAACCGUGUAGGCAGCGCUGACUAGAGCGGCAAACAUAUGGUUUCAAUUUCAAAAUGCCCUUUCACUUUCUACCCAAAAUCAAACCAUUUCUUCUGUCAACCAAUAAAACCCUUUCAAAACCCCUUUGUGUACGGUACGGCAUCAUGUCUUGGUCAUGUUCAAUAUGCACAUUCUUGAACCCUCCAGCACAAAAGUCAUCUUGCCAAAUCUGCUCAUCUGACUCACCAUUAUCAAUCUCCUCAUCAUCAUCUGACCCAAAACCCAAAUGGCCAUGUAGAGCUUGUACCUUUAUAAACCCUUAUAACAGUAUACACUGUGAAAUCUGUGGUACUAGGGUUUCGGCUUCUGGACUCGCUACACUUGAAAUUGAUGAAGAUGAUGAGUUGGCUUCUUCUGUUGGCAAUGUGUUCUGGCCUUUGAGGUCUUGUCACAGUAAGGGGAAAAUAACUAGGAAGGUGCUUGAAGAUGAUGUGAAGGAGGAGUCUGUUAGAUUUAGAUGCGCAAAUGCUGCAACCAAGAGGAAGUAUUCAGUUGGGGUUGAAGAGGAUGAGGUUGAUGCUAUGGGGUAUCGGGAUGUAAAGGCUGCUGCAAGUAAAGUAGUUGAAAUAUCAGAUUCGGUGGAACAGGGACUAGCCAAAACUUUCUCAACCAGUAAAUCCAAAAUGUUGAAGAUCUUGACCUACAAUGUGUGGUUUGCAGAUAUAGAGAUGCACAAGAGGAUGAAAGCUUUAGGCGACCUUAUUGCGCUGCAUUCUCCAGAUGUUAUAUGUCUUCAGGAGGUCACUCCAGAAAUACAUGACAUUUUUCAGCACUCUGAUUGGUGGAAAAUGUAUUCUUGUUCAGUUUCAAAUGUGAUGGAAGUGACGAGAGGAUACUUCUGCAUGCAGAAAUUGCAGUUGAGCAAACUUGCAGUGAAAUCCUACAGUAGCAAGCCAUUUAGCAAUUCUAUAAUGGGAAGGGAACUCUGUAUUGCUGAGAUUGAAGUUCAGAAAGAUAUGACCUUGGUCGUUGCUACCACCCAUCUUGAGAGUCCCUGCCCUGGACCACCCAAGUGGGAUCAGAUGUACAGCAAGGAACGCGUGGAGCAAGCCAAGGAAACUGUGGAGUUACUUGAGAGAAAACGGAAUGUAGUCUUUUGUGGUGAUAUGAACUGGGAUGACAAAUUUGAUGGUCAAUUUCCUCUACCUGAUGGAUGGAUUGAUGCUUGGGGGAAAAUGAAGCCCGAAGAAAUUGGAUGGACAUAUGACACCAAGUCAAACAAAAUGUUAAGCGCUAACAAGACACUGCAGAAACGUUUGGACAGGUUUGUUUGCAAACUGCAAGAUUUCUGUGUAAGUGAUAUUAAGAUGAUUGGGAAGGAUGCAAUUCCAGGUCUCACUUAUAUCAAGGAGAAGAAAGUUAAGAGUGAAGUUAAGAGACUGACACUACCUGUUUUGCCUAGUGAUCAUUAUGGUUUACUUUUGGAGAUCUCUCCUCAGUAGUCCAAAGUUGAGAGAUGUAUUGUUUAUUGUUCUCAAUGUAUCAUACUUCACUGUGCAGAUUGUCUAUAUGCCCAGUAAUCAAUGUAAUAGGGUCUUAAAAGCUUUUGCAGAGCACUUUUUGGGGUACAUUCCUAGUGCUCAUGUUUGCACAGGAAAUUCGAAGAAUGAAAUUUUUAGUCUAUA
This is a messenger RNA of Capsicum annuum, 1723 nucleotides long. Its product is annotated as tyrosyl-DNA phosphodiesterase 2. The record is from RefSeq and is a predicted model, not a curated record. Gene Ontology annotation, biological process: double-strand break repair. Gene Ontology annotation, molecular function: single-stranded DNA binding; 5'-tyrosyl-DNA phosphodiesterase activity. Gene Ontology annotation, cellular component: PML body; cytoplasm. The transcript has 4 exons. Lineage: Eukaryota; Viridiplantae; Streptophyta; Magnoliopsida; Solanales; Solanaceae. The coding region runs from base 113 to 1540 and encodes 475 amino acids.